Messenger RNA from Archocentrus centrarchus (flier cichlid), 864 nucleotides. Its product is annotated as opioid growth factor receptor-like. Gene Ontology annotation, molecular function: opioid growth factor receptor activity. The record is from RefSeq and is a predicted model, not a curated record. The transcript is spliced from 3 exons. Gene Ontology annotation, cellular component: membrane. Bases 1 to 468 code for a protein of 155 amino acids. Lineage: Eukaryota; Metazoa; Chordata; Actinopteri; Cichliformes; Cichlidae.
AUGUCUGGCGAUUUUCGUAAUAACAGCACUGCAAAGAAACACCUGCUAGAAUCAUACAAGCUCAUGUUGGACUUUUAUGGCAUCGAGUUGUGCGAUGGAGAAACAGGAGAAGUCAGGAGAGCACAGCACUGGCAAGACAGAUUCAACAACCUUAACAGCCACACACACAACAGCCUGCGCAUCACUCGCAUCCUGAAGUGCCUGGGAAACCUGGGCUACCCUCACUACCAAGCCCCGCUGGUCCACUUCUUCCUGGAGGAGACUCUGGUCAAUGGACACCUUCCGAGCAUCAGGGACAGCGUCCUCAGCUACUUCAUAUUUGCUGUACUUGACAAGAGUCAGCGCAGAAAUCUCAUCAAGUACGCUUAUAUGAACUAUGAACCUAAAGAUGAGUUUGUGUGGUGCCCAAAGAAAAUCCAGAUGUUGUGGUCCAGGGCUGUCCAAACUGAGAAAGGAGGAGGCUCGUGACUCUUCAGAGUCAAAGAAGGAGAGUCUCACUCCUGACAGUGUAGCACAAGAAGAGGAUUUGUAUCACGAUGCAGAAUGUAAGUUUAAUAUGAAUGAAGAUAUGCAGACUUCAAGUGGCAGCGAUAAUGGAGACUGAUGACAAUGAAGAACUUCUGCAAGUCUGCCAAAUAAUGCUGAUAAUGCUGCACCUUGUAUGGAAAGUAUCCAAUGAUUUAGUUUUUACAUUACUAGUAGAUUAUUGUGCUUUACACACUGAUAACACACUGAGCUAAAUGGCAUCAUUCUUUAUGGAAAUGUUAUUUCAGUAUUCAUAGUGUGAGGUUUUAUUCAUAAUUACUCUGAAGCAUUCAGAUCUGUGUGGAUGUUUUCCACAAACUGUAAGUGCUAAUGUUGUUG